Messenger RNA from Physcomitrium patens, 2832 nucleotides. RefSeq lists its product as uncharacterized. The record is from RefSeq and is a predicted model, not a curated record. Lineage: Eukaryota; Viridiplantae; Streptophyta; Bryopsida; Funariales; Funariaceae.
GCCUGGUCGUCGUCGCCAUGUCCCAGUUCGCAUGCUUCCGCUGCUGCAGGCCUCUUUUAGCGAUCUGAUCCCUGCUGUGCUCCGCUGUCUCUGUUGUGCUCAGCGUGAUUUUUGGCCUUCCUUGCUUGGUCAUUGCACCUCUGUAUCAUUGCUCUGCACUUUCCAGGCGCUUCUGCAGUUUCGAGUGGCGGCAGAUGCCUCGUUUACGAAUGUGUGCAUUUGUUGGUUUUUAAGUGGAGAAGGAGGAAUCUGGUUACGGGUCGGUUGUUUUGAACAAGGUUGGAAGCGUAACCUUCCAGUGACGAGUUGGCUUUGGAAAGGCGAGGCACAUGUAUGGGAAGGGAAGUUAGUUGUUCCAGUGCGUCUCAUUUUGCGAUUAGGUCAGUGACGAGUGAGUGGAGGAGAAGAGUGGACUGGGGACGGCCGGCGGAGAUAUUGGUUUCGUAAUUGUGCAUGUUUGGUCAUAGGGAGACUUCUGUGAGUCUGUUUGCUGAGUGCGGUAGAGCGAUCUGAAGUAGCAGAACUGGGACGUUUGUUUGUUGAUUGAGAAGUGUAGUUAUGGUGUGUGUGGCGACUUGUCGGUGUUGAAUUUGCGUGAAUAACGACGGCGUGGUGUAGUUGCUUUCAUCUGGAAGUCGAAAAACGAGUGCGUAGCUAGCUAAUCGUUUGACGUUGUUUUAACGAGUGCGAAACACUGCGAGAACGUUGUGUCUAAUGUUUAGUCGAGAGAACCUUUUAAGCUGAUGAGUAGGGUGAUGCAUUCUACCGUGCUGUGAGUGGUAGCAUUUGGGAAGUGCACAAAGAGAUAAUCCGGUUCUCAGUACAGAAAUGCGCAUUGUCAUGGAAGGUUAUGGGAUGUUUGUAACGCUUAGGCCACUGGGAAGAAAUGAGAAACAGUUUGAAUAACAAUAUUUCGUCAACGUUGUACGCAUUUCUCAUCUGAAGACGAGUGAGCCCUGCGUCGAAGCUUGUGAUAAAGAGCACUUAACUAAUGCUUUGAAAGAAAGUCAUGGAGCCCCGCCCGUUUAUCAGAGUGGCCGUGUGUGGCCUUGGCCUCCGUAUUCCGGUUUCUUCAAAGGCGUCUCGAGGGGGUGUACAUGCUGCCGCAUCUCCUUGUUACUGUGAGAUAAGUCUACCAAAUUUCCCCUUGGAAACGGUUCCAAUUCCGCUGAUAGGUUCCACUACUUCUACUACAGGGCCGGAUAGAAACAAUACUGCAGCUAGUUUUUAUCUGGAUGAGUCCGCACUGGAGAAAUUGUUACUACCUUCAUGCAUGCGAAGAAAGAUACCUUGUCUAGCUGCAGCAGUGUAUUCUGGAAAACAGAAGCUGGGUACAUUUCGGUUGCCCGUAGGGAUCGAUUGGGCUGAAGGAAAACGCGCAGUGCUAUACAGUGGUUGGACUAGCAUUGGAAAUGCGAAGGUUGAUGGGGGUAAACCAGGUGCAGGCGCAGAGCUUCAUGUCGAAGUGAGAGUAGAGGUAGACCCUCGGUACAUGUUUCAGUUUGAGAAGGUGACGGCAUUGAGUCCUCAGAUCAUCCAGGUGUCCAGCAAGAACAAACAAUCAAUCUUUAGCUGCAAAUUCAGCCGCGAUAAGUUAUCUCGUUGCCGAGUUGGUACUAGUGAUAUCUCGUCAAGCAGUUCUUCAUUAGAAGGUAGGGAGAAGCGGAAGGAGAGGAAAGGGUGGCUUGUCAUGAUACACGACCUGUCUGGGUCUCCAGUUGCAGCGGCAUCCAUGGUUACACCCUUCGUGCCGUCAGCAGGAUCUGAUUAUGUCGCCCGUUCGAAUCCAGGAGCAUGGUUGAUUCUGCGUCCGGAGUCUUCUGGCGCUGAUAGUUGGAGACCUUGGGGCCGCUUAGAGGUUUGGAGAGAGAGGGGUGGGAAGGGUAUGGGUUCUCGGUUCAAGCUUAUGGCUGAAGGUGGAGGGGUGCCAGGCGUUGGAAGUGGUGUGUUGAGUUCGGAGACCUUCCUGUCUGCUAAGAAAGGAGGAGAGUUUACUAUUGACGCUAGGAGGUUCAAGAUGGAGGUCCCUUCUGGAACUUCUCCAGCGGGGGUUUCUAGAGCAAGCAGUUUGAGCCCAAAAAGCAGUGGAGAGCUGUACUCCGGUUCAGGAUUACAUGGCGUGGGAGAGUUUGUAAUGAGCUGUGGAGUGCGAGGUGAUAGAGACUCCACCAAACCGUUAGUACAAGUGGCCAUGCGUCAUGUUAGCUGUGUGGAAGAUGUUGCUGUUUUCAUAGCACUUGCAGCUGCUAUGGAUCUGAGUGUCGAUGCUUGCCAACCCUUCAGGCGUAGGCUGCGAAAGGAGCUUUCAGAGGCCUUGUCCUCUUCCUGAAAUGUGGAAGACAUGAUUUUUGGUAGCUACACUUAGAAGCAGACGCUUAGAUGCCUGCACCUAGUGUCAUUGAAGUCGAGAUUACUUGCCCCCUCCUGGUAUUAGAUAACUUGGGCGUUGAGAGCUUCGUUUAAGUUUGAGAACCUGGUCAGACUACAUGUGCUUUGACCUUUGUAUUUAAUUGUAAUUGUAGGGGCGUAGGGUAGAGAAAUACCCCUUUUGUGGUGUAAAAUAGUGUAACCAUGGUUAUUUACAUGAAGGCUGCUGUGCCCAGGCCUUCUGUAUUAUACAAAUGGUAACUCUUAGGGUUCAUGACUGAUGCUCAGCCCUCAGCACUUGCAUGUGUCCCCUGAAAGUCUUACCUCAACUAAUAGAUUUAACAGAUCUUCAGGUUUUGAGUUGUGGAAUUGGAAGCAGCAUUUCCAAGCAGAAUGGAAGUCAACCACAACGAACUAACUCUAUUGACUGGUCAGUGAAUCAAUGAGAUAUUAUAUAUUUUCUCA